GUGUGGGCGAUGAUAUUCAAAGAUGCUCAAUGGCUCGAGAAGGCGACUAAGGCUGGGCUAAAGCCUGCGCUUUUUGGCUACAAGCUUACCAAUAUCUAUAGAAAGAAGAAACCGGUGCAGGCUCACCUUUUACUUAUUGUCUCUGAUUGGAGCGGCGACGUGAGAUUUGACAAAGAACAACUCUUCCGAUCAUUGCACAAGCAUGAACACAACGAGACAACAUUCGAAGUCCACUUCGAGUCCGGUAUUAUUUUGAACAUUCAUGACCCUGUCACCGCCCUAGAAGGAAUUAGGGUGGUAGACCCGGAGAAAUAUUUCCACAGAGAUACUACCGGUCUCUCUUCCACUGUGCUCUAUUACAACGACCGGGACCUUCAGAAGAUCACGCCG
Molecule: messenger RNA, 390 nt
Organism: Parathielavia appendiculata
Lineage: Eukaryota; Fungi; Ascomycota; Sordariomycetes; Sordariales; Chaetomiaceae
Exons: 1
Source: RefSeq, a predicted model, not a curated record